AAAAAUAAAAGAACAAUCUGCCGAAAUUCUCCUCCGAUUUCUCACUAGAAACCGGAAGAGUGGAGACUGGAGCGGAUAUUUCACACUUCGUUCUUGGCUGCAACCUUUUCCGGCGACUUUUCCCUCGAGCUUCAGCGCCAUUGCCAUUAAAGUGAAGCUCAGCGGUUCCCUGCUUCAUUGCCAGAGUCUCUCUGUCUCUCUCUGUGAAGUACAUUUCUUUUCUUUUUUUCUCCCCACCUUUCUUGGCUUUUCUUCACACCCGAGUACUGUAAGACCUCACGAGUGCUCUCUUUGUCCUUUUUAAAACAUUUUCGUUGGAAUCUGUGCUUUUACUAUACAGUAAUUGAUUCAAAAAUGAAAUGCGCUUGCAGUAAUGGUUCUUCGACCUAGGGUUUUGUUUUCAUCCAUGGCUCCCCAGGGUUUCGUGCUUCGUGUACUGUGCCGCUCUUUUGGAUAACGUUUCAAGUCUGGUUUCUAACCGCUCUUCGUUCAAAGAUAAGGUGUUUUAUUUUUCCUUCUUUUCCCUCCCUGUAACUUGCUUCCGGUUUGAUGUUUUAGGUUUCUUUAUCUAAAACUGUUUACUUUCCUAAAAACACGUCUCUGUCAAUGUCUUAAAGCUCUAGUUUCUGUUGAGAAUCCAUCAGUGCAUGAGCGGUUAAGCUAUUUGGUUCUCAGUUUUCUUUGGUGUUUGAUUUUUCUUUUGUGCUCUUUAUUUACUCUCUUGUCUAUCCGAGUAUGCUCUAUCUUUACAGCCUAUUCGUCUGAAAAAUCUCUUUCUACAUUCUCUCCUUUGAAGGUUUGAAAGCGAUCUGCGUUGGCCAAAUGCGUCUACAAUUGGCGUAAAUUGGGUCCCAUUUGAUAAGAAAAAGUCUCAAUUCAACAUCUGCUUUGUUUCUCUGACCUCAAAAAAAAUCAUUUUCCUUCCUUGGAUGAUUUUCAAUUGUUUAGGUGUAAAUGUUUCAUUAUUUAUCUGUUAUCUGUCAAUUCUGGAAAGUAAAACUUAUCUAAUUUCAUGUUGAUUCUUCAACGGGCCCCGAAAUGAGUUGGAAUAUUUCUAAUCAACUGUGCCCUUCACCAUCCACUUCUUCAAUUUAUCAUUGGAUUUUGACUCUCUUUGCAGGGUAUAACCUCUCAUCUUAGUCAUGGUCUAAAUGGCUGUUAGGUUGCCUUCUUGAAUUGUUUAUGUUUGAACGCGCCUGAUAAGCCACGAGACCUGCAAAUCAUUCAACUGUAGCUACCUCGGAAUUGCUAUAAGCUUCAAGUUCUUUGGUCUGCCCAAUUCGUCUGCAGAGGUUUUACAUGUUUUCGUUGCCUGCAUAUCCAAGCCUCUUAAGAGAUGCUUGGACAGACUGUCCAUCUCCUUGAGAUGCCUGUCCUCGUCUGCAUCUUUCUUGGAUUCUGGGUUUUCUCUGUUGUAGCUUCACAGAUUCCUCUAGGUUCCAAGCUCUUUGCUGCAGGAAAUGAUUACUGGGUGUCCCCAAAUGGAGAUUUUGCAUUUGGGUUCUUCAACCACUCUGACCAGCCUAACCUGUACAGCGCUGGUAUCCGGUUCAACUCAAACUCUAUUCCCAUCAACAAGCGAACCAUGGUUUGGGUUGCAGGAGGCGAUGUUUCUGUAGGAUGUCAUUCCUACCUCCAGCUUACACAUACCGGAGAUCUUGUUCUUUUUGAUUCCUCAAAGGGAAUCACUGUCUGGACCAGUAAUACCAGCCAUUUCUCUGUUUCUUCAGCAUUCCUUCUUGACAAUGGAAAUCUCAUCCUCCAGAAUGGAGAUCAAUAUGUUAUCUGGCAAAGUUUUGGGACUCCAUCGGAUACACUUAUCCCAGGCCAGAAUCUAUAUGUUGGUCAAACGCUCCGAGCUGCCAGCAGAAACUCGGUGUCAAGUUAUUACAGUCUCUCCAUGGAUGUCUCAGGCGAGUUGAAACUGAAAUGGGAAAGCAAUGUCAAUUACUGGACUGGUGGGAGUCCUUUUGUUUCAGCUAUUCAAGCCACCCUCACCUCUGGUGGAGCCCUGCAACUUCUUGACAGAAAAUCCAGACCAGUGUGGUCACUGUUUGGAGAAGAUCACAACGAUUCCUCGGUGAGUUUUCGAUUUCUGAGACUAGAUAUAGAUGGAAAUCUACGGAUGUAUUCAUGGAUUGAAGCAUCAGGGUCAUGGCGGUCGGUAUGGCAAGCUGUCCAGAAUCAUUGUGAUGUCUUUGCCACCUGUGGUCUGUAUGGUGUCUGUGUUUUCACAGCAGCAGGGAUCACUGACUGCAAAUGCCCUUUUGGCUCAGGGGCUGAUUUCAAUUCAAAAUGUUUGGCACCAUAUAAACAGAAGUGUGAAUCUGGUACCACCAUGCUCAUGCUUGAGCACACCUUCCUAUAUGGUAUCUACCCCCCAAAUGAUACAGUCACCAAAACCAGUUUAGAACAAUGUAGAAACUCAUGCUUGGAGAAUCCCCAAUGCACAUCUGUGACCAUUGUAAAUGAUGGUACCGCACGAUGCCUUGUAAAGCAAACCCGAUAUAUUACUGGUUAUGUUCAUCCCUCAGUAAUGUCAAUAUCCUUUGUCAAAGUGUGUUUAGAUCCAGUUGCUGUCCUGCCCAAGCAUCUUCCUGCAACCCUGCCAUCUUCACCACCAUCUCUGCUCAGAAGAUCACACAGGCUCUGCAUUCCAUGUUUAGUUGGGGCAGCCAUGGGAACACUUACUGCAUUCAUUAUAAUUCAAUUUGGCAUUGUCUUGUGUAUCCACAAAAGGAGAAAAUCCAUCAAGAAAACCACAACUUUAGCUUACAUGUAUCCUGAUUCAAGAGGUUUGAUAAUUUUAUCCUACACAGAAAUCAAAGAUCUGACUGGGAACUUCCAGCACCGGCUUGGGGCAAAGAUGUUCAAGGGUGUGCUUCCAAACAACCAAUCGGUUGCAAUCAAGGACUUGAAAGCAGCUGUAUCAGAGAAGCAGUUUAGGCGUGCUGUGUCAGUUAUAAGCAGCAUUCACCAUAAAAACCUAGUGAAGUUGGAGGGGUAUUGUUGUGAGUCUGGCCAAAAAUUUUUGGUCUAUGAGUUUGCAAAGAAUGGCUCAGUGGAUAAGUGGAUGGAGGAAGCUAGUCUCAACAAGAGCCUGACUUGGAAGAAGAGAAUGGAAAUAUGUAUUGGUGUGGCAAGAGCCAUGUCUUACUUGCAUACAGGGUGUAGGGAGUUUGUGAGCCAUGGGAAUUUGAAAUGGACAAAUGUGGUUCUGGAUGUUGACUUGGAGGCUAAGGUGACUGAAUUUGGGUUAAGAAUGCUUUGUAAUGGGGUCUCCUCUGGUAGUGGAGCUGCAGAAGAUGUAGCAAGUUUUGGAGAGAUGGUGGUUAUAUUGGUAAGUGGGCGCCGGGGAGUUGAAGAUGUUUCUGGAUGGGCAUACAAGGAAUGGGCAGAGGGACGGGCAAAGACUGUUGUGGAUGCUAGAAUUGAAGAUGUGGUAGAUCCAGAAGAGGUUGAGCGUGCGUUGAGAAUUGCAUUUUGGUGCGUUCAAGUUGAUGAACGGUUAAGGCCUUCAAUGGGGGAAGUAGCAAGGGUGUUAGAAGGUACUUUAACUGUUGAUCCACCACCGCCUCCCUUUUUUUGCCAGAGGCUACCUGAGGAAGAACUGUUAGAAUCAGAUCCAGAACCAUAGGACCUGAGAAAAUUAUAGGCUAACCAUUGAAAGACUGAAAAUUUUCGGUGCUUGAGAUGUACCUGCAAGGCAUGGGGCAAUGGUUUGGCUUGCUGGUCAAUGUCAAUUGGGUACAAGCAAAACUUUUCAAGGACAUAGUGCCUUGCUGCCUAACAGUUGAGUUUCUGCUUCUUUUGAAGAGGCUAUUUAUUGUUACACGCAAUAUUGACUGUAGUACUGUACUAUGAUGUCUUUCAUUCAAGCACCUCCUAACUUUACUGUAAUUGGCAUUUUUCACUGUAUACUGGACAGCUUAAGACAAGAUCAGUAUUCAGUAUUGCCUCAUGGCCUUAACCAUGUGAGAUCUAAUAAAUUGACAAUUAGAUUUCUGUUCUUGA
Molecule: messenger RNA, 4014 nt
Organism: Nelumbo nucifera (sacred lotus)
Lineage: Eukaryota; Viridiplantae; Streptophyta; Magnoliopsida; Proteales; Nelumbonaceae
Product: G-type lectin S-receptor-like serine/threonine-protein kinase SD3-1
Biological process (GO): protein phosphorylation; recognition of pollen
Molecular function (GO): protein serine/threonine kinase activity; ATP binding
Source: RefSeq, a predicted model, not a curated record